AUGCAUUCUAUCCAAAUAAAGUUACAUUUUAGUUUACAGAGAAAUUGUCUAAGCAGUCAGGUUAGGAAACCUAAAGUCCUGGUAGAAUUAAAUCUGGCCAGGAACAUCAAGGUCAACAAGAGGAGCUUCUAUAGGUACAUCAGUGAUAAAAGGAAGACUGGGGAAAAUGUGAGCCCUCUCUGUAAGGAAACAGGAGACCUCAUUACCCAGGAUACGGAGAAGACUGAGGUAGCCAACCACUUUUUUGCCUCAGUCAUCACCGGCAAGUGCUCCAGCCACACUGCCCAAGUCGCAGACAGCAAAGGCAGGGACUGGGAGAAUGAAGAACUGCCCACUGUAGGAGAAGAUCAGAUUCAAGACCAUCUAAGGAACCUGAAGAUGCACAAGUCCAUGGGACCUGACGAGGUCCUAAGAGAACUGGUGGAUGCAGUUGCUAAGCCACUAUCCAUCAUAUUUGAGAAGUCGUGGCAGUAUGGUGAAGCUCCCACUGACUGGAAAAGGGGAAACAUAACUCCCAUUAUUAAAAAGGGUAAAAAGGAAGACCCAGGGAACUACAGGCCAGACAGUCUCACCUCUAUGCCCGGCAAGAUCAUGGAGCAGAUCCUCCUGGAAACUAUGCUAAGGCACAUGGAAACUAAGCAGGCAAUUGAUGACAGCCAACAUGGCUUCACUAAGGGCAAAUCGUGCCUGAAAAGUUUGGUGGCCUUCUACAAUGGGGUUACAGCUUUAGUGGGUAAGGGAAGAGCAACUGAUGUCAUCUACCUGGACUUGAGCAAAGCAUUUGAGCUGUCCUAUGACAUCCUUGUCUCUAAAUUGGAGAGACAUGGAUUUGACAGAUGGACCACUUGGUGGAUGAGGAAUUGGCUGGAUGGUUGCACUCAAAGAGUUGCAGUGAAUGGCUUGAUGUCCAAGUGGAGACCAGUGACGAGUGGUGUUCCUCAGGGGUUGGUAUUGAGACUGGCUAACAUCUUUGUCAGCGGCAUGGACAGUGGGAUUGAGUGCACCCUCAGCAAGUUUGCUGGCGACUCCAAGCUGUGUGGUGCGGUCGACACACUGGAGGGAAGGGAUGCCAUCCAGAGGGACCUGGACAGGCUGGAGAGGUGGGCCUGUGCAAACCUCACAAAGUUCAGCAAGGCCAAGUGCAAGGUCCUGCACAUGGGUCAGGGCAAUCCCAGGCACAAAGACAGGCUGAGUGGAGAAUGGAUUGAGAGCAGCUCUGAGGAGAAGAACUUGGGGGUGCUGGUUGAUGAAAAGCUCAACAUGACCUGGCAGUGUGCGUUGGAGUGGAUUUGGCGAGCUGCUCGUCGAGGCACAGCAUUGUGCCUUCCCUCUUGCGACAGCCACGUCCAUGUCGGCGGCGGAACAACGGAUGGAAGGGGGAACGGGCUGCCGUGA
Opisthocomus hoazin is the source of this 1395-nucleotide messenger RNA. The record is from RefSeq and is a predicted model, not a curated record. Lineage: Eukaryota; Metazoa; Chordata; Aves; Opisthocomiformes; Opisthocomidae.